This is a messenger RNA of Penaeus vannamei (Pacific white shrimp), 1604 nucleotides long. RefSeq names its product 3-hydroxyisobutyryl-CoA hydrolase (gene Hibch). Gene Ontology annotation, biological process: L-valine catabolic process. Gene Ontology annotation, cellular component: mitochondrion. NCBI's taxonomy places the organism in Eukaryota, Metazoa, Arthropoda, Malacostraca, Decapoda, Penaeidae. Gene Ontology annotation, molecular function: 3-hydroxyisobutyryl-CoA hydrolase activity. The record is from RefSeq and is a predicted model, not a curated record.
AAACAGCUGAUUGUGGUUCAGGAUAUUUUCAAUAGACAAAAAGUCCAGUUCUUUGAGCUUUAGUGGCUGUCUGUGUCUCAGGGAUCAGUUUGAAGGACUUUUUUGUGAAUGGUACUAACAAGAAUUCUGCCCUCAAGAUUGAGGCCAGGACUUCGGUCUCUUCUUAUCUCGAGCCGGAGAAUGUCAUCCAGUGCGCCUGAGGUAAUACUAGAGGAUGUGGGGGACAAAGGCCUGAUUACACUGAACCGACCGAAGGCCCUCAAUGCCCUCAACCUCAACAUGGUACGACUCAUCUACCCGAAGCUGAAGGAAUGGGAAAAUACUAAGUCCAUGGUGAUUAUCAAAGGGGCAGGAGAAAAAGCUUUCUGUGCUGGUGGUGAUGUGCGAUCCAUUGUGGAGGGGAAAACAAACGGUUCUGAGAUUGGCCCAGAUUUCUUUCGGGAAGAAUACAUGCUCAACUGCCUUAUUGGAACCCUUCAUAUUCCAUACAUUGCUCUUAUUGAUGGUAUCACAAUGGGUGGUGGUGUAGGUUUGUCUGUUCAUGGAGAUUAUCGGGUCGCCACGGAACGAACUCUUUUUGCAAUGCCGGAGACUGCCAUCGGGCUCUUCCCAGAUGUAGGGGGUUCUCACUUCCUGCCUCGACUGGGCGGACGAUUAGGGAUGUAUUUAGCUCUUACAGGUCACAGAUUAAAAGGAAGAGACGUACUGAAAGCAGGUGUUGCCACUCAUGUGUGUGAUGCUGCGAGAAUAGGAGAGUUGGAGGAGGCUUUGCUGAAGUUGAGCUCUCCAUACCCAGAGGAUAUUGCACAAGUCAUUGAGAGCUUCCACAAAGAGUCUACCUUCAGUAAAGAUGUGCCAUUCUCACUACAGCCCAUGCUUCCAAAGAUCAAGGCUUGUUAUUCUGCCGGCAGUGUUGAAGAGAUCAUUUCAAACCUUGAGAAAGAUGGAUCAGAGUGGGCCCAAAAGCAACUACAGACCCUGAGCAAAAUGUCCCCUACCUCGUUAAAGGUGACCUUUGAACAGAUAGAACGAGGAGCGCACCUUACCCUCCAGGAGUGCCUUACCAUGGAGUUGCGUAUGGUAUGGCGGUUCUACCAUGAUCAUGACUUCAGUGAAGGUGUAAGAGCACUGCUGAUUGACAAAGACCAGAAUCCCAAGUGGAAACCAGCCACCUUGGAGGAUGUUCCAACCACCGAGACAAUCAACCGAUACUUCGCUCCCCUUCCACCUGAAAACGAACUUGUUUUUUAAAGGUUGUUUAGUAUUUUAAUGAUCAGAUGUCAGUGGGUUGUAGAUAUUCUUCAAGCUUUGGAAAUAAGUAAUGGCAGUGAAAAAGCAGUUACAGUGGUAAUAUAUUUUUUUAACAGCAGUGAGAGGUUUGAAAUCAUACCUGUACAGUGAUUUUAUUGCAGUAGCAUAUUUCAUCGUUCUUUCAUGGUGUUAUUUGUAAGAGGAUUGUUAUUUACAUUGUUUUAAAAUGGGUGGCAUUUAAAGAAAUUUCCAUUAAGAAUUUACUUUGUGCUUAAAUAUCCUUUUUAACAAAAAAUGCAGGUUGUCAGGUAUGUGUGUACAGUGGAUGAAGGAUGAAUGAACAGCCAAAAUUA